ACGUAACAUUCCAUUGAGAAGAAGAGGAGGGGGGGGAAGAUGGCGUCCUCUAACAAUCCUCGUAAAUUUAGCGAAAAAAUCGCCUUGCACAAUCAGAAACAGGCGGAGGAAACCGCCGCGUUCGAAGAGGUGAUGAAAGACCUGAACAUCACCAGAGCUGCUCGGUUGCAGUUUCAGAAGACCCAGUAUUUGCAACUAGGGCAGAAUCGUGGACAGUACUAUGGAGGCUCACUGCCCAAUGUCAAUCAGAUUGGAAAUGGCAACAUUGACCUGCCUUUUCAGAACUCCGUGCUGGACACCAGUCGAACAACCCGGCAUCACGGACUGGUGGAGCGCGUUUACCGUGACCGGAACCGCAUCACCUCUCCUCACCGCCGGCCGCCGUCCGUCGACAAACAAGGGCGCCAGAUCGACAGCUGUCCCUACAGCUCAGUUUACCUCUCCCCACCGCCAGACACCAGCUGGAGAAGGACAAAUUCGGACUCUGCUUUACACCAGAGCGCCAUGAAUCCAAAGGCCCAGGAGGUUUUUGCCGGGGGAUCCCAGGAGCUGCAGCCCAAACGAGCGCCCGGGGCAGAGACUUCGGAGUCAAGCGCAGACGAGGACUUGCAGAAACAGUUGUGGGAUGACAAGAAGGACGAGUCAUCUCAGCCCAACACAUGUGAUGUCCCGGGAAUCAAUAUAUUCCCGUCACCAGACCAGGAGUUGAACCCGUCCAUGAUCCCGGCUGCACACAACACCGGUGGUUCGCUGCCUGACCUGACCAACAUCCAGUUCCCUCCACCGCUGUCCACCCCUCUGGACCCCGACGACACCGUGGCCUUCUCCUCUCUCAGCUCGUCCAACAGCACGGGCACCCUGACCACAAACCUCACCCACCUGGGCAUCAGCGCUGCAAGCCACGGGAUCCCCACAUCCUCUCAGCCCACCAUGACCGUAACAACUCAACGCCGGCAGCCCCCCGUGGUGCCGCUCACCCUCACCUCUGACCUCCAUCUCCAGCAGUCCCCACAGCAGCUUUCGCCCACCGUCUCCUCGCCCGUUAAUAUCACGCAGGACGUGGCAACGGAGUUGAUGACCCUGGAACAGCAGCUGUCGCAGUACCCCAUCUUCAACCAGCUAACUGCUCAGGCCCAGGCUCAGCUCCUCAGCGACCUCCAGAAGCAGCAGCAGGCGCUGCCGCAGGGCAUCCAGCUCAUCACCUUGCCACCGCUGGCCUCACCUGGUACCACUACCAGCAGCCCCUCGCCAGACAGCAUGAGCCAAACCACUAACAGCAUCAGCAUCGGCUCGUACCGCAAUCAGACUGGCUCACCAGCCACUCAGUCUCCAACCUCCCCAGUCUCCAAUCAAGGCUUCUCCCCCGGCGGCUCGCCUCAACACAUCCCCGUGGUGGGCAGCAUAUUCGGCGACUCCUUCUACGAUCAGCAGAUGGCGUUGAGGCAGACCAAUGCCCUCUCUCACCAGCUGGAGCAGUUCAACAUGAUCGAGAACCCCAUCACCUCCAACAUCCUUUACAACCAGUGCUCCACCCUCAACUACACGCAGGCCGCCAUGAUGGGCCUCACCGGGAGCAGCCUGCAGGACUCGCAGCAACUCGGCUACAGUAGCCAUGGCAACAUCCCCAACAUUAUCCUAACAGUCACAGGAGAGUCUCCGCCGAGCCUCUCCAAAGAGCUCACCAACUCCCUGGCGGGCGUCGGCGACGUCAGCUUUGACGCGGACUCUCAGUUCCCUCUGGACGAGCUGAAGAUUGACCCGCUCACCCUGGACGGACUGCACAUGCUCAAUGACCCCGACAUGGUUCUUGCCGACCCUGCCACAGAGGACACGUUCAGGAUGGACCGGCUGUAACGCAAGGAGGAGAGGAAAGAGUAAAAAACAAACACACACACACACACACCUAGCUUGUGAAAGGAGAGAAACAAAGGGAUGAACGGAUGAACCCUCUCCCUCGUUGCAUGGCCGUCCAGCUGUCUGAUCUCGCCCUCGACUCCGUGAAGCCCUUUGAAAGGAUGCGCCUCCAAAAGACAACCGGGGUGGGGGGGAAAGACAUCCAGCGGAAUGGCCUCGCUGUCGUUUUGAAUGAGAUUCAGCGCUUUCGCUAGCCUGCUGUGUUUACAGUAUGCCCUUACAUGCCCCACAUGCCAAAACGUUUGUUUUUCUUCUCAUAUCCACUUUGAUAUUUGUUUUGUUGAUAUUUGCUCGUAGCAGGAAGAUGCUGGGACGUUGGGCUAAACUGUACCCGUUUUUACAGGCCGCAACCGCAGCCGGCGUUGACCGUGCAGUCGGUUUUCCCAUCGUGCUGUCACAGCUUUCUUUCCCCCACAUAAAGCUUUAUUUUUGACAACCAAAUGUUAUUUCCAUCGUUUUCUGUAUGUUUUAAUACAUUGCGUUUACGUGUUUAUUUAUUGAGUUAUAGAUUUUUAUAUUCCUGUUCAGAAUUUAAAGUUGAUGCCAAAAUGCUCUCUGUAGGGUUAGUGUGAAGUUGCACUGAUGUAAUGUGUCUAUUUAUGAAUUACCAACAUAUUUAUACAUGUGUUUGUUAAGCUACUUGGUAAAUGAAAGAGUGCAAAACCUCCCCACAGUUGCUCUUUGGUGUUUGACGUGAUUUUCUGAUGUAGGACGUCCUGCGGCCCAAUGGUCAAAUUGAAAUAUCACAGUUUUCAGCACAGCGCCAGAAAAUGCUGCGUGCUCCGCUGGUGGGUCGUUUCUACGCCACUCGAAUUAACUUUUUCUGAGAAAAUCAUCAGGUAUUUCUAUUAAACUAGAAAGCAAGAAAAAACAAGUCUAAAUUAAUUUUCUGCCAGUUAAAAGUGUAAAGUAAAAUAAUAUAUAUAAUCUCACACACCUAAACUAAACUUCUUUUCAGUAAAGGAGCCUGUCUGCUUUUAAACACUAAAAUCUUAAUAUAAAUAUAAAUAUUUUUAAGUCGUCACUGUGAAAUCACCUGAUUUUGCCUUACAUGAGUAAUAUACUGGUCUACUUAAGUGUCAUAUGUGACAACGUAUUUUCGUAAUUUACUGUAACAUUUUCUUGUAUUUGAGAGGAACUCGACCUUCCGUCAGUAUUUGUGGUCACGUUAAGUGUAAGUUUUGACGAAUCAAUGUACUGUAUUAUGUAUCUGUACAGUUUAUAGCCAAAUAGUUUUUUGUUUUGUUUUAAAUCGGGGAAAAAAACAGAAAACAUUUCUCAGAAUGGGUUCAAAGUGAUUGAGAUGGAGUGCAAUUUUGGGGAGGCUUUUUGCUCCUUCACAGGGAAGAUCUAACAAACGCUAAUGGCCUUUGUCACACAGGUGGUCGACAGCAAGUAAAGGGAUUUUAACAAUUGAUUGUUGGACAUUUAAUAUUAUUGAAGCCUCCAAAUGGUUGUUUUCAUGCAAACUGUUUCAGAGAUUAUUACUAAAGCAGGGUGUUUUUUUAAUUUAAUGAACUAAAAUUCAGUGUUCCAAAUGAAAUGUCUCACCAAGGAUACGCGGUAGUCUAGAAUUGUUUACCGUGAAAUGUUUACACAAAUUCUUCAUCUGAAAAUGUACAUAUUGAUAUUAUCUCUGACUACAUCCUUUGCUAAAAUGUGUUUAACAACUUGUGUCAAACUUAAACCUGCCUUGGCCUUUUGUCAGAGCUUCCCUGUGUGUGUGUGUGUGUGUGUGUGUGUGUGUGAGAGAGAUCAUGUUCGAUAUGUCGUAACGUUCGUGUGCAGAUGUGCUAAGCGUUCACUCAACCCCUUCUCUCCCGAAAAGGAAUCACGCUCGUUCUUUUCGGUCCGACUACCGUUGAACCCGUUUAGAAGUGUUUGAUGUCCGCUGUAAUUCUGCAUUAAUGGUUCUGCCUGCGACCAAUAUGUGAUUCCUAUGCAAAUGAGAUCUGCAGAAAACAAAAUUCCUCCUCUGAUAUUUUGUGUUUAUUCCAACGUUCCGGGAGUUGAGCUGGAUUUAUUCUCAUUUAUUCUAUUCGACAUAACUAAAUUAUGAAGGCUCAUUCUGUGCACAUUUGUGAUUUAAGAUUAAGUGAGGGAGAAAGAGCGAUGUGAGCUGCGUGCAUUUGAUUAUGUUGCGCUUUGCAGUGGUGCUACGACAAUCAACGAGUAAAAUCGUACGCUUAUCAAUACAUGUAUUUCUAUCGCAGAGUAACAAGGAACAUGAAUCCAGCUCUACUUGGAAUCUUUUUCUGUGAACCGCUAUCUCUUCAGUUGGUCAUUUUCCUACGUUGUCUCGGACUCCGACUGUCCACCGCAACAAGCGUCUCGCUGUGUCCCUGUAAGAGACACGGUAAGAGAAAACCUCUUGCAGAUCCUAAAGGAACUGAUGCAAAACCUCGACUCUCUUUCGACGGUUUCAAUCAAUGGAACAGUUCUGUUAUGUGGAUGUUAGUUUAUUGGCCUGUCACCCAAAACCACACAAAAAGCUCUCGAGGUACACAACAACUUUCAGAAGCUGUUUUUUAUUUUUUUAAAUUAUUUUUUAAGUCUCUGAAACAAAUGCAUGAACUCAUUCUCUACAGACAACAUGUCGUCCGCGCUGACCUUGUACAUACGCUGCAGCCGAAGCAGAAUGCAUGACUCGUCUCUAAGCGAAGGCCUUCUAUAGCAGGUUGGGUUUGUGUAACGUAAUACUAUCACACCGUGUAAAGGGGGGUGUGGGUUUCUCCUCUGUGUCGGUUAACUCCUGUUAAGUGACUCUGUGACCUUCUGUAUGAUGCUUCUUCAACAAUGAUAAGAAUGUAUUUUCCUGGUGCAGUGUCCUGGUUUAAGCCGGCUUUGAGUUUGUUUCUUUUUGCUCUCGUCACUGAAGGAUCAGACUGGUUCUUCUGCUCUCUGCUCACCAGCCCCUCCCCCCCCUCUCAGCAUCUCGCCUGUUAGAAGUCUAUGGAUUCUGCUAACGUCGACCCCGCCCCUUCCUGUCCCGUCAGCACAACCCUUUUGGCCGUUCUAGAGAAAAUGGCGGCGGGGAUUGCGGAUUGCGGAUGAUUUUGCGUACUUGGACCUGUGAAGCUUGUGCGUCACGCCGUCAACUGCAUGACACCACGGUCACGUGGAGCUGAUUGUUAUAUUACAUAUGUAAUGUGCAGAGGUUUGUUCCAGUUAUGCAGAGAUUGUUUAAAGACAUUCUCUGCUUUUGUCUACUAGGAUUUGGCUCGUCUUGUUUUUCCUCGUUUGUUUUUUUUUAAUUUUUUUUAAUCUGUGAAGAUCAUCGGGGAUGCAAAACUAGAAAGGGCUUCCUCCAGUGCAGCUUGCAUUCUCGUGUUGUAAAGGGAACGGUACUCCGAAUGUCUCUCUGUUGGUCAUAUCUCCCCCCACAUGAAAAAUUGCAGUUUGCGUGAUUAACGGCUCUGACAGUGACGAUAGAUGGAAGGUGGUUGUCGCCUCGAUAAUACUCAAGAGAAGCAUCGUCACUUUGAGUCCACGUUCUGCUUCCAGAACACCGUACAGUGCUGCACACACUCUCACUUUGGCAAAAUGAGUGUUUUGCACAUGAAGAAUGUUAUUGCAUUCAAACUACAAUAUGGCAACUAAUUCCCAGCUCCAUGAAAAUACGGUGCGUUAAGAGUUACUGGACAUAUUUUACUUUGAUUCACUCUAUUUGAAAGCUCUCACUGGACUCGAUUGUGUUUUUGAAGUUGAAAGUUAACAAAUAGUUUGAUGUAGGUAUUCAAAAGUCACAGGUUUGGUAAUUAGAUUAGCCAACGGCUUUCCAUUUUAGUUCACAUCAGACGGCUAAUGCACCUUUUUGAUUAAAGUUGGAUCUUUUUUUGCUCGACCCUUUCUGGGUAGACAAAUAUGGAAUUCUAAAACGUUUCAAGUAUGUUAGCACUUUGGGCUAAUUUCACAAACUUUUGCAGACAAAAAAAGGCCAACUAGCAAAAGAUGGAAGUCCGUUCCAAACCGAUGAAAAGAACUAAUCAGCUCAAAGUGUGUUUUCUAAUGGCGACUCAUCUGCCUUGUUUGGACACGGUUGACUUGCAUUACUUGUGAGCACAGCUUACGUUUGUGUUGUGUUUUAAAAAAAACAAAAAAAAACAGCAAUAGAAAAGUGUUUUUGAGGACUGAGCGGUGCUCGGAUGGGGCUGCUGUGUUUUGAGGCGUAUCCCCGGUCCCGGAGUGGUGGUGAGCACAAGGAGGCCUCUCUCUGUGUGGAAGUCUGCGUGUUCCCUCCGGGUCCAAAGACCUGCUCCCCCCUGCAGUCCAAAGACCUGCUCUAAGGGUUUAAAAGAUGGGGUGAGAUCCUCCGUCCCAGGAUAAUACGGAAAGUCCUGCUGCUCGGUCUUUAUGCUCCUUCUGAGAGGGUUUUAGGUUCUCGUUAAAUUGUCCCAUUAACAACACAGGGUUUUCAAAAUACCUACAACUACUUUCUGGGGGGAAAAAAACAGUUUAAGUUGCACUUAAAGCGUAUAGUGAGAAUAGCAUAAUAUCACUGUUGUCCUGUAAGUUGUAGUAAAAUAUCUAGUUAUUUAUUUGUUGCCAUGUGAUUCUCCUUAUGUGACAGUUUGUUUAUAACAUGAAAGAAAAAUGUCAAUUAAAUUGAAUGUGGAAGACAGAUUCUUCUCUGCACACCGUCUUGAUUUGCAGAAUAUGCUCAUUAAAAACAAUUGUCUGAA
Molecule: messenger RNA, 6596 nt
Organism: Gasterosteus aculeatus aculeatus (three-spined stickleback)
Lineage: Eukaryota; Metazoa; Chordata; Actinopteri; Perciformes; Gasterosteidae
Source: RefSeq, a predicted model, not a curated record